GCCUCCACACAAAUCUCCCCACACCCCUCAAGAAGAGCGUGGUCUCCACAAGUUCGCCACUACCAACUUUUCAAUCCCAAACUACAUUUCACCGGCAAUCUUUGACAGAGCCUUUCACUGAUUUGGAGCACACAAGUUCAAAAGAGACCCAUUUCAAUGGCGUCGAUGCUAAGCACGGUAGGCGCGGGGUUCUCUUGCAGCAAGGCACCCACCAAGGGCCUCAAGCAAAGCAGAAGAGGAACCACCGUUUGGACCCAGUUCGGAUCCUUGUCUUUCGGUGAUGUGGGUAGGCGUGUGGUGGUGGUGAGAGCGGAGGGUCAGGCUAUAAACCCGGAGAUAAGGAAGAGCGAAGACAAAGUGGUGGAUUCGGUUGUGGUCACUGAGCUCUCUAAGCCCCUCACUGCUUAUUGCAGGGCGGACUUAACUGAGACAAUGCCGAGAGCUGUUUGGGGAACUUGUCUGGUUGGUGAUGACUUUGGAAACACUAAGGAUGUUCUGAUAUAAACCCGAAGUUUUAUUACGUGUAAAAGUCUGUCUGAUUUGAAAUAUAUAUGCAAUAACAAGUCCAAGAGGCUUGGAACUAUAUAAAACGAGUAAUAUUAGAAUCUAAUGCUGGUGCCUUUAGUUGGAUCCAAGUAUCAUCUUCUAUUUCCCACUGGCCACUGCGGAUUAAUGAUCCUUAUUGUUCUGCUCUUUUUUGGAGUUAAGUGGGUGUUCUCUAAGAAUGUGGUUGAGUUACGUAAGUGCUGGAAGAUGUGGUUUAAUAUGCAUAGAGGUGGCCGGAUUUGGACUGGUAUAAUGCUUUGCAUAAUGUUGUCUAUUUGGUGUGAGAAGAAUAACCAGACUUUUGUCGGUGUAGAAAUCCCACGGAAUUGGAUGACUGAUUCAGGCAAUAGCUCUUUUUGACUCACCAAAAUGAUUGCUAUUGCACUUUUUCCUCUCUUAAGGGUAUUUUAGAUUCUUCACAAGUAAUAUUUUGAGCUACGGUUAAUAAGAUGUGUAGAGAUUUGUCAGUCUCUUCAAACUCUUUGGUCUGCCAAUCCUGGUUACCGAUGUGGCCGUACAAUUUUGUUACCUCUUUGUGUUGAAAAUCAAACCUUAAAUAUGGUCCAGACCACAAACAGCAGAAAUAUUUUGUAAGGUAACGGGUGCCUAAAGUGAAUAACAUGUAGAUGCAUUCUUUUAAAAUUGUUUGAUGGUAUGCCCUUGUAGUGGAUUGGGAUCCCUACAUUUGGGAUCCCGGCCAAUUCCUCCUACCCUCUGUGAUUGGGUAGGGGAUGUAUCCCCCUCUGCUCAGGCAGGGAGUCAUUUCUCACAAAUUUUCUGCAAUUCCCCUGUUCCUUGUGUUUGGGAUGGGGAUUGCAGAAAAUCCCAAUUCCCCUUUCGUAGUA
Corylus avellana is the source of this 1391-nucleotide messenger RNA. The record is from RefSeq and is a predicted model, not a curated record. NCBI's taxonomy places the organism in Eukaryota, Viridiplantae, Streptophyta, Magnoliopsida, Fagales, Betulaceae.